This is a messenger RNA of Eptesicus fuscus (big brown bat), 1893 nucleotides long. It is a transcript of the gene PLS1, whose product is annotated as plastin 1. Gene Ontology annotation, cellular component: actin filament bundle; actin filament; cytoplasm. NCBI's taxonomy places the organism in Eukaryota, Metazoa, Chordata, Mammalia, Chiroptera, Vespertilionidae. The transcript has 15 exons. Gene Ontology annotation, molecular function: actin filament binding; calcium ion binding. Gene Ontology annotation, biological process: actin filament bundle assembly; actin filament network formation. The coding region runs from base 1 to 1893 and encodes 630 amino acids. The record is from RefSeq and is a predicted model, not a curated record.
AUGGAAAAUAGUACCACUACCAUUUCUCGGGAGGAGCUGGAGGAACUACAAGAAGCAUUUAAUAAAAUAGAUAUUGACAACAGUGGGUAUGUCAGUGACUAUGAACUUCAGGACCUGUUUAAGGAAGCAAGCCUUCCUCUGCCUGGUUACAAAGUCCGAGAGAUCGUGGAGAAAAUUCUAGCAGUUGCUGACAACAACAAAGAUGGCAAAAUCAGUUUUGAAGAAUUUGUGUCUCUAAUGCAAGAGUUAAAAAGCAAAGACAUCAGCAAAACAUUCCGAAAAAUAAUUAACAAGAGGGAAGGGAUUACUGCUAUUGGAGGAACUUCAUCCAUUUCCAGUGAGGGCACACAGCAUUCCUAUUCAGAGGAAGAAAAAGUGGCAUUUGUUAACUGGAUAAACAAGGCCCUGGAGGAUGACCCUGACUGUAAGCAUCUCAUACCCAUGAAUCCCAGUGAUGGAAGUCUUUUCAAAUCACUUGAAGAUGGCAUCCUUCUUUGCAAAAUGAUCAACUUAUCUGAACCAGAUACAAUUGAUGAAAGAGCCAUUAAUAAGAAAAAGCUCACCCCUUUCACUGUUUCUGAAAAUUUAAACCUAGCCCUGAAUUCUGCCUCAGCCAUUGGAUGUACAGUGGUUAAUAUUGGUGCACAGGAUCUCAAAGAAGGAAAACCUCACUUGGUCUUGGGACUUCUCUGGCAGAUCAUCAAAGUUGGUCUUUUUGCUGAUAUUGAGAUUUCCAGGAAUGAAGCUCUGAUUGCAUUGCUAAAUGAAGGUGAAGAACUAGAAGAGCUGAUGAAGCUUUCUCCAGAGGAGUUAUUGCUGCGAUGGGUGAACUACCAUUUGACCAAUGCAGGAUGGCAUACCAUCAACAACUUCAGCCAAGACAUUAAGGAUUCAAGAGCCUAUUUUCAUCUGCUUAAUCAGAUUGCACCUAAAGGUGACAGGGAUGAUGGACCUGCCAUUGCCAUUGAUCUUUCAGGAUUUAAUGAGAAAAAUGACAUGAAGCGUGCUGGAUUCAUGCUUCAAGAAGCAGAUAAACUGGGCUGCAGACAGUUUGUUACUCCUGCAGAUGUGGUUUCAGGCAAUCCUAAACUUAAUUUAGCUUUUGUAGCUAAUCUAUUUAACACCUACCCAUGCCUACACAAGCCUGAAAAUAAUGACAUCGAUAUGAAUUUAUUGGAAGGAGAGAGCAAGGAAGAAAGGACAUUUCGAAACUGGAUGAAUUCCUUGGGGGUAACCCCUUACAUUAAUCAUUUGUACAGUGAUCUUGCAGAUGCUCUAGUGAUAUUCCAGCUCUAUGAAAUGAUUCGCGUGCCAGUCAACUGGAACCGUGUCAACAAGCCUCCGUAUCCUGCCCUUGGAGGGAACAUGAAGAAGAUUGAAAAUUGUAACUAUGCAGUGGAACUUGGGAAGAAUAAGGCCAAAUUCUCCUUGGUUGGUAUUGCUGGGCAGGACCUAAAUGAAGGGAAUUCAACACUGACACUGGCAUUGGUAUGGCAGCUAAUGAGAAGGUACACAUUGAAUGUGUUAUUAGAUCUUGGAGAAGGUGAAAAAGUCAAUGAUGAAAUUAUAAUUAAAUGGGUCAAUCAGACUCUUAAAAGUGCAAACAAAAAUACUUCCAUUUCCAGCUUCAAGGACAAAUCUAUUAGCACUAGUUUACCUGUCCUAGACUUAAUAGAUGCCAUUGCACCAAAUGCAGUUCGUCAAGAAAUGAUAAAGAGAGAAGACUUCUCUGAUGAGGACAAGCUGAACAAUGCUAAAUAUGCCAUUUCAGUUGCUCGAAAGAUUGGUGCCAGGAUAUAUGCCUUACCUGACGACCUUGUAGAAGUGAAGCCAAAGAUGGUCAUGACGGUGUUUGCAUGCUUAAUGGGAAAAGGACUAAACAGAAUAAAAUAA